CUAUGGCCAACGACUCGUUUUUGUUUUCCGGCAUUCGUUUCGACAGAAAGAAGUUCGGAAACGACAUUGCCAGGUUCGGGAAGAACAAACCCAUUGAUGACGAUACCGCCCUCAAGAUUACAGACCCUGUUGAACUCAAAACUGAGAAAACAAUGGGGGAACAAUUCCAACAGAGACCACCUUCUUCGAAGAAGCGGAAGCGCAAGGGAACCUCUUCCGAUGCGGUUGAAGGAUUCAGUGUAUUUAGAAAUUCUGCUUCUGCGGCGGAUCCUGUGGAUAAAUCGAAUGAUGCAGUGAGAGCUGAUGAUGAGGCCAUUCAGCUGAAGAAGGAACACAAUAGGCAACUUGAGCGAGAUGCUAUAUUCAGGAAGAAGAAUAACAUCCAUGUGGCUGGGUAUAACGUGCCAUCCCCGCUUCAAAGUUUUGAUGAAUUGAAAACUAGAUACAAAUGUCCAAGAUAUUUAUUGCGCAAUAUCACAGAACUUGGAUUCAAAGAACCAACUCCAAUCCAGAGGCAGGCUAUUCCAGUACUUUUGCAGGAUCGGGAAUGCUUUGCUUGUGCUCCAACUGGCUCUGGAAAAACCUUCGCAUUUGUGUGUCCUAUGCUUAUGAAACUCAAGGGGCCAGAAACAGGUGCCAUUCGCGCUGUUAUACUUUGUCAUACGCGUGAAUUAUCUGCUCAAACAUACCGAGAGUGCAAAAAGCUUGCCAAGGGAAAAAAAUUUCGUAUCAAGUUAAUGACUAAACAUCUUUCUAGAAAUGCUGAUUUUUCAAAAUUUCCAUGUGAUAUACUUAUAUCCACGCCACUUCGGUUACGCUUGACUAUCCGGAGGAAGAAGGUUGAUCUCAGCAGAGUUGAGUUUCUUGUAUUGGAUGAGUCCGAUAAGCUGUUUGAGCCUGAACUGUUUAAGCAGAUUGAUUCUAUUAUUAAAGCAUGUUCAAAUCCCUCAAUAAUACGCUCACUAUUCAGUGCCACUUUACCUGAUUUUGUUGAGGAUCGAGCUCGAGAACUCAUGCAUGAUGCUGUUCGGGUAAUUAUUGGCAGAAAGAAUAUGGCUUCUGAAACAAUUAAGCAAAAGUUGAUUUUUACUGGAAGUGAAGAAGGAAAACUUCUAGCAAUUCGUCAAAGCUUUGCAGAGAGUCUUAAUCCUCCAGUAUUGCUCUUUGUGCAAAGCAAGGAGCGAGCCAAGGAGCUGUAUGGUGAACUUGCAUUUGACAAUAUUAGAGUGGAUGUCAUCCAUUCUGAUCUGUCUCAAGAACAGAGGGAAAAUGCUGUUGAUAACUUCAGAGCUGGCAAAACAUGGGUUUUGAUUGCCACUGAUGUAGUUGCUCGGGGCAUGGAUUUCAAAGGUGUGAACUGUGUGAUCAAUUAUGAUUUCCCAGAUUCUGCUGCCGCAUAUAUCCACAGGAUUGGUCGAUCUGGCAGAGCAGGGAGGGCAGGAGAAGCAAUUACUUUGUACACGGAGGAAGACAUUCCAUUCUUGCGGAACGUAGCUAAUUUAAUGGCAGCAUCAGGUUGUGAGGUUCCAUCAUGGCUCAUGGACUUACAAAAAAAGAAGUGGAGAAAGCACCGGCCAAAAAGAGAUUCAAUCUCAACCAAACCAGAUAUAUAAUCAGAUUACCUUUUUUUAAACAAAAAAAAUGACGGAUAUUUAACAGUAGAGGAAUUUACAGGAAUCUUAGGAGUCAUUCCUCGCCUCAAAAAAUAGAGAAAUUUAAAAACGAGACAAGUGAGAGGGUGGGGCGUAAACAUUUUUGUUAAUGGAAGUUCAAACCAUGAUCUUUGUAAACAUUACUAUUUUUGCCUGCAUAUCCAAGUGGAGCCAUGUGUUAUGUUUCUGAAAGGGGAUUUGGAUUUCUGUCCCUUGCCUUGUGAUCUUGGAUAUAUUUUUUUGGGUC
Messenger RNA from Arachis duranensis, 1899 nucleotides. RefSeq names its product DEAD-box ATP-dependent RNA helicase 57. Gene Ontology annotation, molecular function: ATP binding; nucleic acid binding; RNA helicase activity. Gene Ontology annotation, biological process: maturation of SSU-rRNA. Lineage: Eukaryota; Viridiplantae; Streptophyta; Magnoliopsida; Fabales; Fabaceae. The coding region runs from base 3 to 1613 and encodes 536 amino acids. The transcript has 11 exons. The record is from RefSeq and is a predicted model, not a curated record.